Pygocentrus nattereri (red-bellied piranha) is the source of this 8863-nucleotide messenger RNA. It is a transcript of the gene notch1a, whose product is annotated as notch receptor 1a. Bases 203 to 7540 code for a protein of 2445 amino acids. NCBI's taxonomy places the organism in Eukaryota, Metazoa, Chordata, Actinopteri, Characiformes, Serrasalmidae. Gene Ontology annotation, cellular component: membrane. Gene Ontology annotation, molecular function: calcium ion binding; signaling receptor activity; Notch binding. The record is from RefSeq and is a predicted model, not a curated record. The transcript is spliced from 35 exons. Gene Ontology annotation, biological process: Notch signaling pathway; cell differentiation; multicellular organism development.
GCAGCCGCUCGCGAGAGGAUACCGACCGUUAUUUAUUUAUUCAACAACAAAUUUAUUUAUUUCGCUGAUUUUUGAGUUUCUGUCUGCUUUGUUUUGCUUUGACGCACUUUUAACACGUCUGGACUCUGGAAAAUACUGCAGUCGGACUCUAUGAGAACUCCCGGAGGAGCUUUACCGCGUCUGUGAGGCUGAAGCGGGAGGAAUGAACCGUUUCUGUGAGAUUUUCAUAUUUGUGACUGUAACUCGCGCUGUGGCAGAAGGUCUCAGAUGCUCAGAGUCCUGUCAGAACGGAGGAGCAUGCGAGCUCACGGCCAGCGGGCAGACGACCUGCAGGUGUCCUGCGGACUUCGCAGGCGCGCAGUGUCAGUUCCCGAACCCGUGCAGUCCGUCUCCGUGCCGUAACGGGGGCGUGUGUAAGCCGCGGACGCAGGGCAACGAUGUGGACUUUACAUGCGACUGUAUGUUGGGCUUCAGCGGGCCGCUGUGUCUGACGCCGGUGAACCACGCCUGCAUGAGCUCGCCCUGCCGCAACGGAGGGUCCUGCUCACUCACCACACUCGCCACCUUCAGCUGCCGCUGCCCACCAGGGUGGUCAGGUAAGACGUGUCAGCAGGCGGAUCCCUGUGCGUCCAACCCGUGUGCCAACGGAGGAAAGUGCUCAGCGUUCGACUCCCACUUCAUUUGCACCUGCCCUGCAAACUUCCACGGGCAGACGUGUCGACAGGACGUCAACGAGUGUGCGCUAUCUCCGUCGCCAUGCCGCAACGGCGGAGUGUGUGUGAACGAGGUGGGGUCCUACCGCUGCCACUGCCCACCCGGGUUCGCGGGGACACACUGCGAGCGCCUGUUUCACCCCUGCCAGCCUUCACCUUGCACCAACGGGGGGACGUGCGUACAGACCAGCGACACCGGAUACACCUGCACCUGUUUGCCAGGGUUUACAGGUCAGGACUGUGAGCAUAACAUUGAUGACUGUGUUCAGCAUGCUUGUGAAAACGGUGGCAAGUGUAUGGACGGAGUGAACACCUACAACUGCCACUGUGACAAACACUGGACAGGCCAGUAUUGUACGGAGGAUGUGGACGAGUGUGAGCUGUCUCCAAAUGCGUGUCAGAAUGGAGGAACGUGCCACAACACGGUGGGUGGGUUCCAGUGUGUGUGUGUGAAUGGCUGGACUGGGGACGACUGCAGCGAGAACAUCGAUGACUGCGCCAGUGCUGCCUGUUAUAAAGGGGCCACCUGCCAUGACCGCGUCGCAUCCUUCUACUGCGAGUGCCCACAUGGACGCACUGGUCUGCUGUGUCACCUGGACGACGCGUGUAUCAGUAACCCGUGUCAGAAAGGCUCCAACUGUGACACAAACCCUGUUAACGGGAAAGCCAUCUGCACCUGCCCUCCUGGAUAUACUGGCUCGGCCUGUAACCAGGACAUAGACGAGUGCUCACUAGGGGCCAAUCCAUGUGAGCAUGGCGGCCGGUGUCUGAACACCAAAGGCUCGUUCCAGUGCAAGUGUCUCAAAGGCUAUGAAGGGCCACGCUGUGAAAUGGAUGUCAACGAGUGCAAGUCUAACCCAUGCCAGAACGAUGCCACCUGCCUCGACCAGAUUGGUGGAUUCCACUGCAUCUGUAUGCCAGGGUACGAGGGUGAGUUCUGCCAGGUCAACGCUGAUGACUGUGCGUCCCAGCCUUGCCUAAACAACGGCAAAUGCAUCGACAAGAUCAACUCCUUCCACUGCGAGUGUCCGAAAGGAUUCUCUGGAAGUCUGUGUCAAGUGGAUGUUGAUGAGUGCGCCAGCACUCCGUGUCAGAACGGAGCCAAGUGCAACGAUGGCCCAAACAAAUACACCUGCGAGUGCAGAGAAGGUUUCACUGGCUCUCUGUGUGAGAUAGAUAUAAACGAAUGUGCUUCAAACCCCUGUCAUUACGGAGUGUGUAAGGAUGGCCUGGCUUCGUUUACGUGUGUGUGCCGCCCUGGUUACUCCGGCCGGCUGUGUGAGAUCAACAUUAACGAGUGCUUGAGUCAGCCGUGCCGCAACGGAGGAACUUGCCAGGACCGAGAGAACUCUUACACCUGCACCUGCCCUAAAGGAAUCACAGGUCGAAACUGUGAGAACAACGUGGACGACUGUAAGAGUAAACCAUGCGUCUUCGGCAAGUGCGUCGACAGAAUCAACGGCUACGACUGCCUGUGCGAUCCUGGAUAUACAGGUGCUACGUGUAACAUUAACAUCGACGACUGCGCUCUGAACCCGUGCCGUAAUGGCGGUACGUGUGUGGACGGAGUCAACUCCUUCACCUGCCACUGCCCCGAUGGCUUCCACGACCCCACCUGCCUCUCUCAGAGAAACGAGUGCUCCAGCAACCCCUGUAUCCACGGCAACUGCCAAGACCAGGCCAACAGUUAUCUGUGCGUGUGUGAGCCUGGCUGGACGGGCCGGAACUGCGAUCUAAACGUCAACGAGUGUUUGUCCAACCCAUGUGUGAAUGGAGGAACAUGCAGGGACAUGACCAACGGCUACGUCUGUAGCUGCAGACCAGGAUUUACCGGUCCUAAUUGCCAGACUAACAUCAAUGAAUGUGCUUCCAACCCCUGCCUGAACCAGGGCACCUGUAUUGAUGAUGUUGCAGGAUACAAAUGCAACUGCCUACUGCCGUACACAGGAGAGCUGUGUGAGGCCGUGUUGGCUCCAUGCUCUGCUCGUCCAUGUAAGAAUGGAGGCGUGUGCCGUGAGUCUGAAGACUACCAGAGCUUCUCCUGUGCCUGCCCAGCUGGCUGGCAGGGUCAGACCUGUGAGGUGGACAUUAACGAGUGUGUGAAGUCUCCGUGCCUUAAUGGUGGAGUCUGUGUGAACUCAGUGGGAGGAUUCCAGUGCCACUGCAACCCCGGAUUCACUGGAGACCUGUGUGAGACCGACACUGACGACUGCACUCCAAACCCAUGUAGUAAUGGUGGGGUGUGCGUGGACCGCGUGAACGGCUUCACGUGCGUGUGUGUUGCCGGGUUCCGGGGCGAGCGGUGUGCCGAGGACAUCGAUGAGUGUGUGAGCGCCCCCUGUCGCAACGGUGGGAACUGCACAGACUGUGUGAACAGCUAUACCUGCAGCUGCCCUGCCGGGUUCAGCGGCAUCAACUGUGAGAUCAACACACCAGACUGUACUGAGAGCUCCUGCUUUAAUGGUGGAACGUGUGUGGAUGGGAUAAACUCGUUCUCAUGCUUGUGCUUGCCGGGCUUCACGGGGAGUUACUGCCAACACGACGUCAACGAGUGCGACUCGCGGCCUUGCCUUAAUGGAGGCACCUGCCAGGAUGGCUUCGGCACCUACAAGUGCACUUGUCCACAUGGUUACACCGGCGCCAACUGCCAGACCCUGGUACGGUGGUGUGAUUCCUCUCCCUGUAAGAACGGAGGCUCCUGUUGGCAGCAGGGCUCCUCCUUCACCUGCCAGUGUGCCAGCGGCUGGACUGGACUCUACUGUGACGUGCCCAGCGUCAGCUGUGAGGUUGCUGCUCAGCAGCAAGGUGUAUCAGUGGGUGCCCUGUGCCGUAAUGGUGGUCAGUGUGUGGACGUGGGCAGCACACACCUGUGCAGGUGCCAGGCAGGUUACACAGGCAGCUACUGUCAGGAGCAGGUGGAUGAGUGUGUGCCAAACCCAUGCCACAACGGAGCCACCUGCACUGACUACCUGGGAGGAUACACCUGUGAGUGUGUUGCGGGUUAUCAUGGUGUAAACUGCAGCAAGGAGAUAAACGAGUGUGUGUCUCAGCCAUGCCAGAAUGGUGGCACCUGCAUAGACCUCAUCAACUCCUACAAGUGCUCCUGUCCUCGAGGAACGCAAGGUGUUCACUGUGAGAUAAACGUGGACGACUGCUCUCCAGAUGCUGAUCCAGUGACCGGUGAGCCACGUUGCUUUAACGGCGGCCGCUGUGUUGACCGCAUCGGCGGUUACGGGUGUGUGUGUCAGACGGGUUUUGUGGGAGAGCGCUGUGAGGGUGACGUUAAUGAGUGUCUGUCUGACCCCUGUGACCCCAACGGAUCAUACAAUUGCGUUCAGCUGGUCAACAGCUACCGCUGUGAAUGCCGUACAGGAUACACAGGUCAGCGCUGUGACACUGUAUUUGAUGGCUGUAAGGACAACCCUUGCAGAAAUGGAGGAACUUGUGCCGUCGCCAGCAACACCAAACAUGGAUACAUCUGCAAAUGCCCUUCUGGUUUUUCUGGCUCAUCCUGUGAGUACAACUCUCACUCUUGCGGCACCCUGCGGUGCCGUAACGGUGCCACCUGUGUCUCGGGUCACCUGAGUCCACGCUGCCUGUGCCCACCGGGCUUCAGUGGACACGAGUGUCAGAACCGUCUCGACUCGCCCUGUCUGUCCAGCCCGUGCUAUAACGGGGGCACCUGCCAGCCCAUCGCUGAUGCUCCCUUCUUCCGCUGCCUGUGCCCACCCAACUUCAACGGCCUACUCUGCCACAUACUGGAUUACUCCUUCAGCGGUGGGCAGGGCAGGGACAUUGCCCCGCCACCAGAGCUGGAGAUACGCUGUGAGGUGGCGCAGUGUGAGGGCAGGGGAGGUAAUGCCAUCUGCGACUCUCAGUGUAAUAACCACGCAUGCGGUUGGGAUGGUGGAGACUGCUCUCUGAACUUUGACGACCCGUGGCAGAACUGUAGCGCCGCCCUGCAGUGCUGGAGGUACUUCAACGACGGCAAGUGUGACGUGCAGUGCGCCAACGCCGGCUGCCUCUACGACGGAUUCGACUGCCAGAGACUGGAGGGCCAGUGCAAUCCCCUGUAUGAUCAGUACUGUAAGGACCACUACUCUGACGGUCACUGUGAUCAGGGCUGUAAUAACGUGGAGUGUGAGUGGGAUGGUUUAGACUGUGCUGAGGACGUCCCCCAAAAGCUGGCAGUGGGCAGUUUGGUGCUGGUGGUCCACAUUCCGCCAGACGAGCUCCAAAACCGCUCGUCUUCAUUCCUGAGGGAGCUCAGCGGACUCCUCCACACUAACGUGGUGUUCCGGCGCGACGCUAACGGAGAGCCGCUGAUCUUCCCUUAUUACGGCAACGAGCACGAGCUAAGCAAGCACAAGCGCUCGGGCCAUGACUGGAGCGACCCGGCCCAGCUGCUGCAGCGUGCCAGGAGAAGCAUAGCUGCUGUCAUACACGCACGACUACGAAGAGAACUGGACCAUAUGGAGAUUAAGGGCUCCAUCGUUUAUCUGGAGAUCGAUAACCGUCAGUGUUUCCAGCAAUCAGACGAGUGUUUCCAGAGCGCCACAGAUGUUGCGGCCUUCCUCGGAGCGCUGGCUUCCAGCGGAAAUCUCAACGUUCCCUACAUCAUAGAAGCAGUUACCAGUGAGAAUGAGGCUCCGACUCGGGGGGAGAUGUACCCCAUGUUCCUGGCCCUGCUGGUUCUGGCUGUGAUGGUGCUGGUUGCUGUGGGAGUAAUGUUGUCUCGGAAACGUAAGCGAGAGCACGGCCAGCUGUGGUUUCCCGAGGGAUUCAAAGUGACUGAAACCAAAAAGAAGCGCAGAGAGCCGGUGGGAGAGGAUUCGGUCGGACUCAAGCCUCUGAAGAACUCGGACAGCUCUCUGAUGGACGAGCAACUGAGUGAAUGGGCAGAGGAAGACCACGGCAAACGCUUUAGGUUUGAGGAGCAGUCCAUGCUGGAUAUCGGUGGUCAGUUGGAUCCUCGUCAGUGGACUCAGCAGCACCUGGAUGCUGCUGACCUGCGUCUGAACUCUAUUGCGCCGACUCCACCACAGGGCGAUAUAGACACUGACUGUAUGGAUGUGAAUGUCCGAGGACCUGAUGGCCUCACUCCUCUGAUGAUCGCCUCCUGCAGUGGUGGUGGUUUAGAGACAGCGAACGGUGAAGAUGAGGACGAUGACCCUUCGGCCGCUGUAAUCACAGACUUUAUCUGUCACGGAGCAAAUCUACAUAACCAGACAGAUCGGACAGGUGAGACGGCGCUGCACCUGGCCGCGCGCUACGCCCGCUCAGACGCAGCCAAACGCCUGCUGGAGUCCAGCGCAGACGCCAACGUCCAGGACAACAUGGGCCGCACCCCGCUACACGCCGCUGUAGCUGCAGACGCGCAGGGAGUGUUCCAGAUCCUGAUCCGUAACCGCGCAACAGAUUUAGACGCUCGUAUGAAUGAUGGAACAACCCCACUGAUCCUGGCCACACGAUUGGCUGUGGAGGGCAUGGUGGAAGAGCUGAUCAACUGCCAUGCUGACAUCAAUGCCGUCGAUGACUCUGGUAAGUCUGCUCUCCACUGGGCUGCUGCUGUCAAUAAUGUGGACGCUACUAUGGUGCUUCUCAAGAACGGAGCCAACAAGGACCUGCAGAACAACAAGGAGGAGACCCCUCUGUUCUUGGCAGCUCGUGAAGGCAGCUACGAAACGGCGAAAGUUCUCCUUGAUCACCUGGCCAACCGUGACAUCACCGACCACCUGGACCAGCUGCCCCGAGACAUCGCUCAGGAGCGAAUGCACCACGACAUCGUUCGUCUCCUGGAGGAAUAUAACCUGGUCCGGAGUCCACCACUUCCUUUGUCGCCUCCGAUCUGCUCACCGGAAGCUUUCCUUGGCAUCAAAACUAGCCCAGGUGGAGCCAAUAACACCAACAGCGCCGCAGCCAAGAAACAACGCAAACCUGGCGGAAAAGGCAUCGGAGGGAAAGAGGGAGGGAAAGAGAUGAAGCUAAAGAAGAAGAAGAAUGGAGAGGGAAAGAAUGGAGGGUUGAUGGAGGUUCUCUCUCCAGUCGAAUCGCUGGAGUCUCCGCACGGGUACCUGUCAGACGUCUCUUCGCCACCUGUGAUGACAUCGCCCUUCCAGCAGUCUCCACCCAUCGCCCAUCAUCUGCAGGGCUUGGAGUCUCAAAUGGGUGGAGCUCACCUGAGCAUAGGUAAGCCAUUUGACACUGCCCCUCCACGCUUGACCCACCUCCCAGUGGCUAACAACGGAGGCGGAGCCCAAGCGGGGCAGUGCGAUUGGCUGCAGCGGGUGCAACAGCAGCAACAGCAAGCGGGAUUCUCUGCAUUGAUGCCCACGAUGCACCACGGCACCGGCAUGCCACAAGUGAUGGGUUAUCCCACAAUGCAAAAUAGCCACCUGGGCACACCAUCUCACCUGUUGUCUGGUCACGCCCACCAAACCAGCCAUCACAACCACCCAGGUCUACAGCACCAAACCUCAAGCUCCACCCUCUCCCAACACUUCCUGGGAGACUUGACUGGGAUGGAUCUUCAGUCAGGGAUCGCCCCCAUCCAGACCCUCCUGCCACAGGAGACGCGUAUGGCUCCACCCAUUUCCAGCACACAGUUUCUGACUCCGCCCUCCCAGCACAGUUACUCCGCCCCCAUGGACAACACACCCAGUCACCAGCCACAGGUCCCUGACCACCCCUUCUUAACCCCCUCCCCUGGCUCUCCUGACCAGUGGUCCAGCUCCUCCCCACAUUCCAACCUCUCUGAUUGGUCAGAGGGCAUCUCGAGCCCACCCACCAGCAUGCAUAUGAACCACAUCCCCGAAGCCUUCAAGUAGGUGGUGCUGCGUCACCGCAGCAAUGAAACAGAGACUUUCUCUACAACUUUAUGCCAACACCACAAACUAUUUUUACCUAUUUUUUAUUUAUUUAUGCGCUUUUUUUCACCACAGAUAUAAAAAGAUCCUUUUUUAUUUAUGCAUUUUGAUUUUUAUCUAAGAACUUUUUGGGAAAAAAUGGAAACUACUGUCUGCUGCACAUGUUAUAAAACCUUUUUGUUAAAAUGGCUUUUUUAUAGAUAUUUUCAUGUGUUUUUUUAUGGAGACGUUUCAGUAUUAAGUAGAACUUGACGUGGUCCUUAAAGCCAGACGUUAGCGCCGGUAGAAAAAGUCUUAAAUGGAAGAACAUGGAAGUCUUUGAAUGUUUAACUGACGUCUUCUCACACAUCUGCAUGGACUCAGGACGUUGACUGAUGAUGAAGCCGUUCCGAUGGGAAUGUGGUAGAAUGACGAGUUCUAAUGCGUUCGGAUGAGCCUGUUUAAACGAAUCAGGAGUUUGACGAUGGAGGAACGUCCUCGGUUCUCUUCGCCACACAGAACAAUGUAUACAAGUUUGUCAUAUGAUGUUUUGUAUCUUCACUGCUGUUCAUUUUGAACCAGCGUUAUCUUCCCCACUGCACCUGAGUUCAGGCGCUCGGGGGAGCUUUCGUAUAUGUAGCUUUUAAUGAUCACUGUAAUUUAUUUUAUUUUUAGUAGAAACGUCUCAGCCUUGUGCAACCAUAUCAAAGCUCUCCUUUACUUUGAAGUGCUGAAUCAUUUUGGACUGCAACCCACAUAGUAGCCAGUGUUUUUAUCCAUUUUGAAAUGUAAUAUAUUAAAAAUGCACAAUAUUAUUUCAUAUAUUUUGUAAUAUAUUGACACGCUCCAAUGUGUUUGUAUUUCAUAUAGCCUUACAAGUCCAUCUUGCUGGGUGAACUAGAGUCCAUAAGUGCCAACACAUGACCUGAAAGUCAAAAAUAAACAUUGCUGACCAAAACUGGUCAAAUGAAACUGGGUAUGAGUUUCCGAAUGGUUGUACAAGGCUAGAAAUGCCUGUUAAGCUAGAUUUUAGACAUGUAGAGUGGUGCGUGAGGAUGUGUGUGUGUGUGUGUGGGACAGAGAAUGUACACAGUUGUGUAUGUGUGUGUUGCACUGUGAUGACCUCGUUGGCGCUCGGGAUGAGUGACCGCUCGGUGUCGGACCUGUUAAGUUUUAUAAACACUGAUUAAAUGUUUUACUGCUAAAGGAAUAAUGACAUAUGUAUUUGUAGUCUGUUGAGGAAAACAUUUGAUUUGUAAAAUAUUUUUUUUCCAAACAAUAAAAAAAAACAUUUUCUUGGUAAAA